AAACUUCACUUGGAAAUGUUGGCAGACCAGCCACAGACAACUGAAUACCACAGUGUUAUCCUGCAAAAUAAAGAAUCCCUGAAAGAUAAAGUGAUUCUUGACAUCGGCUGUGGAACUGGGAUAAUCAGCCUCUUUUGUGCCCACUAUGUGAAGCCUAAAGCUGUAUACACGGUGGAGGCCAGUGAGAUGGCUCAGCACACAGGGCAGCUGGUCACGCAGAAUGGCUUGGCCGACAUCAUCACUGUGUUCCAGCAGAAGGUGGAGGAUGUGGUGCUGCCGGAGAAGGUGGACGUGCUGGUGUCCGAGUGGAUGGGGACCUGCCUGCUGUUUGAGUUCAUGAUCGAAUCGAUCCUGUAUGCCUGGGACAUGUGGCUGAAGGAGGACGGGGUCAUCUGGCCAACCACAGCUGCACUGCACUUAGUGCCCUGCAGCACCGACCGGGACUACCACAGCAAGGUGCUCUUCCAGGACAACACCUACGAGUUCAACCACAGUGCCCUCAAGUGACUGCACAAUGAAGGAGUAUUUUCAAAGCCCAAGUAUAACUACAUUUUGAAACCAGAAGACUAUCUCUCAGAGCCGUGCACCAUAUUACAGCUGGACAUGAGGACUGUGCAGAUCAUGGACCUGGAGACGAUGAAAGGUGAGCUGCACUUCGAGAUCAGGAAAGCAGGCACGCUGCAUGGGUUCAUGGCCUGGUUCAGUGUGCGGUUCCAGAGUCUGGAGGAGGAUGAGCUCCAGCUGGUGCUGCGCACAGGCCCCUUCCACCCAACUACCCACUGGAAGCAGGUGCUCUUCAUGAUGGAUGAGUCUGUCUCUGUCCCGGGGGACGUGGUCACAGGCUCAGUUGUGUUGCGGAGAAACCCGGUGCAGAGGAGGCUCAUGUCCAUGGUGCUGAACUGGUCUGUCACUUCCAUGCAAGACCCCACAUCACAGAAAGGCGGAGAGAAGAUCUUUCCCAUCUGGAGAUGA
Messenger RNA from Neogale vison (American mink), 972 nucleotides. RefSeq names its product protein arginine N-methyltransferase 2-like. Gene Ontology annotation, molecular function: protein-arginine N-methyltransferase activity. NCBI's taxonomy places the organism in Eukaryota, Metazoa, Chordata, Mammalia, Carnivora, Mustelidae. The record is from RefSeq and is a predicted model, not a curated record. Gene Ontology annotation, cellular component: nucleus. Gene Ontology annotation, biological process: peptidyl-arginine methylation. The transcript is spliced from 7 exons.